AUGUUUGGGGGGAUUUCACCUAUUAUUUCUCAUGCAUGUUAUAAGCACUUUGUUACAUUUAUUGAUGACUUCAGUCAUUUUACUUGGGUUUAUUUUUUAAGAGCCAAAUCAGAAGUCUUUUCAGUCUUUAAGCGUUUCUUUGCUCUUGUUGAGACUCAAUUUUCUAGCCUCAUUAAGAUCUUGCGAUCUGAUUGUGGGGGAGAAUAUAUGUCCAAUGAGUUUCAGAACUUUCUCCAAAGUAAGGGUAUCAUCUCUCAACAUUCUUGUCAUUCGAUACCACAGCAAAACGGUGUUGCUGAAAGAAAGAAUCGUCAUCUCCUAGAUAUGGUAAGAACACUCUUACUUGAAUCAUCGGUACCUUCUCAAUGCUGGUGUGAAGCACUUUCCACUUCGGUAACUUCAAGUUUGAUCAGGGAAACCACAGAAAAUGAAUCUGCUAAUGCAGGUUACAGAUUCGGUCAAGGGGAAGGAACUUAUAAUAUCUUAGCCGCUCAUGGUUCUUUAGGUUCUUUAAAUUCUGUGGGUGGCGUAGCUACCGAGAUUAAUGCAGUUAAUUAUGUCUCUCCUAGAAGUUGGUCAAGAACUUAUGAUGUCUCUCAAAAAGGUUAUAUUUGCUAUGAUUCUCAUGCUCAACGUAUUCGUAUUUUUAGGAAUGUGCCAGGACUUGUGUAUGAACGACGUAAUCGUAGGUCUGAUCCUCCUGCUGAUGUGCCCCCUCCUGAUCUCGAACUGGCACCUGAUCCUCCUACAGUUCCCAUCUGUCUUCGUCGGUUUACUCGUCAUUCUCGCCCACCUGAUCAGUACGGUUUCUCAUCUCCUGUUUCUUUUGCAAUCCAAGCAGAACUUCAGGCCCUUGAGGUGUCUUGCCUUCCUACUGUGAAACCUAUUGGAAGCAAAUGGGUUUUCUCUGUGAAACUUCGUUUUGACGGCUCCUUGGAUCGGUACAAAGCUCGUCUUGUAGCUCUGGUCAUGGAACCUACAUCAGUUGGAUGUGAAGAAUGCCUUUCUUCACGGCGAUCUUCACGAAGAGAUUUAUGUGAAGCUCCCUUCGGUAUGUCUACUUCAUCUCCUCAUGAUGUUUGUAGACUACGAAUUUCUUUGUAUGGACUCAAGCAGGCUCCCCGGGCUUGGUUUGAGAAGUUUCGUAGCACACUCAUUACCUUUAGUUUUGCACAGAGUCAGUAUGAUUCUUCUCUCUUCUUCCACAAGUCUACCUCUGGUAUUGUACUUCUCUUGGUUUAUGUGGAUGAUAUCAUUAUUACUGGCACUGACUAUGGUUUUAUUUCAAAGCUUCAAAAGUUAUUACAUGCAACUUUUCACAUGAAAGAUCUCGGCCAACUCACAUACUUCUUAAGACUCAAAGUUCAUCAUCAACCCAAUGGUAUUUUCUUAAACCAGCAUAAGUAUAUUCAGGAUCUUAUUGCGUUAGCGGGGUUGGAGAAGUCUUCUUCUGUGGAUACUCCUAUGGAAGUCAAUGUAAAGUAUAGGAAAGAUGAAGGGAUCUUCUAG
Molecule: messenger RNA, 1509 nt
Organism: Olea europaea var. sylvestris
Lineage: Eukaryota; Viridiplantae; Streptophyta; Magnoliopsida; Lamiales; Oleaceae
Exons: 5
Coding region: 1-1509 (502 amino acids)
Biological process (GO): DNA integration; photosynthetic electron transport in photosystem II; photosynthesis, light reaction
Molecular function (GO): nucleic acid binding
Source: RefSeq, a predicted model, not a curated record